Moneuplotes crassus is the source of this 1589-nucleotide messenger RNA. The record is from the annotation of a GenBank genome assembly. Lineage: Eukaryota; Ciliophora; Spirotrichea; Euplotida; Euplotidae.
CAUAAAUAUAAUUGCCAGCAUGAAUGCAGGGCUUAGUAAGGAAAGCGUCCUUCAAGUGGAAGGGCUUAACCCCCGCUACCUCCUCCUCCGAUGCAUCGGAGGAGGCAGCUACGGCAAUGUUUACUCCGCUAAGGACAAGACCACUGGCGGGCUAGUGGCUAUUAAGGUGAUCCCUUCCUUGUUUGACGACUUGGUUGACUGAAAGAAGAUUUUGAGGGAAAUCAACCUAAUGCGGGAGAUUGAGUGUGAGUAUGUGGCCAAGAUGCUGGACAUGGGAAUUAUUGGAGAAGAGGAUAGUUUCGAUAGUGUCUACAUUGUCAUGGAGUAUGUCAAGACUGAUAUGAAGUAUAUGCAGUCCAGAGAGGAGAAACUAAAUCUGCCUCAGGUAAAAUAAGUUGAUGUAUUCAUUCUUGUGAGGGCUCAAGUAUCUUCAUUCUGCACAUGUGGUUCACAGAGAUAUUAAGCCUGCAAAUCUGUUAGUAGACAAGGAUAGAGUUAAGAUAUGUGAUUUUGGACUUGCCAGAAGUCUUGAAGGGGUCUAUGAAGCAGAAGAUUUAGAGUAUAGCAAAUCCUCAACUCUGAAAGGAGCUUCAGCUUUUCUCUCUAAGAAAGGCAACAUCGAGAAUAGGAUUAAGCCAAGGAAGAGUUUGGCCUUAAACUCAAAUAGUCCGAAGAAAAUUGAUAUGGCCAAUUUGAAGAAAACUUCUACGAUGAGAAAGGAUAGCUCAGACAUUGAAAACCAAAGUGCUCUAUUGAAUCUAAGAGGCCAUCGAGAUAGCCUUGAUUCGAAUUCUUCAAAGCUUGGCAUCAGUAGACUUAGCUUUAGUUCUAUAGGGCCAAAGUAUGUUGAGAAUAAAUUUGUUCCAGAAGAACCAGCCGAGCCAAGAAGAAAGCUAAAGAGGAAAUUGACUUCUCACGUUGUCACUAGAUGGUAUCGAUCCCCAGAACUUGUUCUUAUGGAGAAACAUUAUUCCUAUGAAAUAGAUAUAUGGUCAUCUGGGUGAAUCUUUGGAGAGCUAAUCAGGAUGAUCUCAUCAGAUACUGAAUAUAGUCUACAUCAAUCAGCAUUAUUCCCAGGAAUGUCUUGCUUUCCCUUGUCACCAUGUGAAGAAGAAGAUAACGAGGACAUAAUAGAGGGAUAUCCAAUUAACUCUCACGACCAGAUCCAAAGUAUAUUUGAUAUAAUAGGAACUCCCUUGAACAAGCAGGCUUAUAGUUUUGUGAGUGACGAGUCUGCUCUUGAAUAUCUUAGGCUGAUUCCCCCAAGAGCUCCUAUUCCUUAUGGAGAUCUGUUCCCAGAAGCUAAUGAUGAUUGUCUGGAUUUGCUGGAUUUGAUGCUCGAAUUCAAUCCUGAGCAGAGAUGUUCAGUUGAUAUGCUUCUUGAACAUCGUUUCUUUAAGGAAAUCAGAAAUAAGAGGAAAGAGAGGGAGGCUAAAAGCCCAAUAGUUUUAGAAAUUGAUGAAUACGAUGAGGUUGACGAGGACUUGUUGAGGCAAGGCUUACUCAAGGAAGCUUAUGCAUAUAAGAACUAGUAAUGGGUUAUAAUUUCUGUGAGAUUUAUGGUAGGCUACUCAAGAAAAAAUAUUUUA